CAGACCCCGCGGGCCCAGAAGCCCACGAGCCGCUCAGAAUUCAGGACGCUCCGGAGGCGAAGGCCGCUCUAGAACGAGCAAGACCCAGACGCCUGCGCCCUGCGCCUUUCAUCCAGACUAACUCGGCUGCAGCGACUCUCGUUCCAGGACGAUCACUUUGGAGUCCUCUCCGCGGCCACGGCCACGAUGAACGAGGUGAAGGAGUCCCUGAGGAACGUGGAGCAGCGCUACCGGCUCUUCCAGCAGCAGCAGUUCACCUUCGUCAGUGCCCUGGAGCACUGUCGGGAGGACGCGCACGACAAGAUCCGGCCCAUCUCCAGCAUCGGACAGGUGCAGGACUACAUGGACCACCACUGCCACAACUCCACCAGCCGGCGCGUCCUGCUCAUGUUCCUGGACAUCUGCGCGGAGCUGAACAGGCUGUGCCAGCACUUCGAGGCCCUGCACACCGGCACCCCCGUCACCAACAACCUCCUGGAGAAGUGCAAGACCCUCGUCAGCCAGAGCAACGAUUUAAGCAACCUUCGAGCCAAAUACCCUCACGACGUGGUCAACCACCUCAGCUGCGACGAAGCCAAGAACCACUACGGGGGCGUGGUGAGCCUCAUCCCCCUGGUCCUCGACUUGAUGAAGGAAUGGGUCGCCCACUCGGAGAAGCUGCCCCGCAAAGCGCUGCAGCACGUGAGUGCACGCCAGGCGUGCCAGGAGGCGGCCGCCGGGCCUCGGCCAGCCGGAGUGCGGAUGGUGGUUGUGGCCCAGGGCCUGCCCAGCGGCACUGCUGGCCUUCAGCCACGGGGCACAGGGCCGGCCUCCCUCACUGGCAGGACUUCCAGGACCCUUUCCUGGGGCUGCGUCCGCCGCUCGGAGCCACCCGGCUGCCCGCACACAGCGCAGCGGCUCACACAGCGCGUCCCCCGCCACACUCGGCACCGACGGGAGCCACUGGCCACUGACACCAAGCACCUGGCCAGGCCCACCCUGUCGUCUGACCGGAGCCCUCUGCAACAGGAACGCUGGCGUUCUCAGUUCCGCCAGGUGUCGCCCCGCGAGUGUGCGAGUGCAGCGGGCCUGCGGCAGGCACCUCAGCGCCCCAGCCCCGGCUCACGGCCCCCACGCCAGCACAGCUAA
This is a messenger RNA of Condylura cristata (star-nosed mole), 1128 nucleotides long. It is a transcript of the gene SPACA9, whose product is annotated as chromosome unknown open reading frame, human C9orf9. The record is from RefSeq and is a predicted model, not a curated record. The coding region runs from base 187 to 1128 and encodes 313 amino acids. Gene Ontology annotation, cellular component: ciliary base; acrosomal vesicle; sperm flagellum. The transcript is spliced from 8 exons. NCBI's taxonomy places the organism in Eukaryota, Metazoa, Chordata, Mammalia, Eulipotyphla, Talpidae.